Molecule: messenger RNA, 4394 nt
Organism: Malaclemys terrapin pileata
Lineage: Eukaryota; Metazoa; Chordata; Testudines; Emydidae
Gene: PEAR1
Product: platelet endothelial aggregation receptor 1
Exons: 23
Coding region: 218-3307 (1029 amino acids)
Cellular component (GO): membrane
Molecular function (GO): protein binding
Source: RefSeq, a predicted model, not a curated record
CAGCGCCCACCCUGCCCCGAGCAGGAGACGAGACCCAAACCCAAAAGAGGGCUUGUUGGUUCUUUUUUCCCUGGAGAGGGAAAUACAUUCUCCCUUCCUAAUCUUUUUAUCCCCCCUCCCCGCAAUUCUUCCAGCUGCUUCGCACGGCCCAUCUGCUCCCUGCUAGAGGAUUUUUUGGGAGGCUGCCGGAGAUACCUUGCCCGGGACAGAAGAAAGGAUGAAGCUGCACGUGGUCCUUCUGCUGGGGCUGCAGAUGCACCUGGUGACCUCUCUCAACCCCAGCGACCCCAAUGUUUGCAGUUAUUGGGAAAGCUUCACCACGGCGACGAAGGAGUCCUACGCCCACCCCUAUGCUCAGGCCUCCAAGGACUCGUGUGAUGGAACCUGGAGUUUCCUCAAGCCGUGCACCCAGCACAAGAUUGUGUACAAGACAGCGUACCGACAGGCGGUGAAAAUUGACUACCGGAAGAGGUACCGCUGUUGCCAGGGCUACUACGAGAGCGCAGAUAUUUGUGUCCCCAGCUGUACCAAGGAGUGCGUCCAUGGGAGGUGCGUGGCUCCCGACCAGUGCCAGUGCGAACAGGGAUGGAGGGGCACAGACUGCUCCAGCAUGUGCGAUGGCCGGUCCUGGGGGCCCCGCUGCGAGAACCCCUGCCAGUGCGGCGAUGGGGGAGCUUGUGACCCCCUCACCGGAGCCUGUGUCUGCUCGCCCGGGUACAAGGACCCCAUGUGCAAAGUCCCCUGCGACCCAGGCACCUACGGGGAGGGCUGCCAGCUGGAUUGCUCCUGCAAGAACGCGCUCGAGUGCCAUGGAGAGACCGGGGCAUGUCUGUGUCAGGCGGGAUUCACCGGCACCUACUGCGAGGCCCAAUGCCCCAACACCUCCGACGGGCUCCAUUGCCCAGCCUACUGCCCCUGCCAGAACGGGGGCAUCUGCCACCCCCCAAACACCACCCACUGUGUCUGUCCUCCAGGAUGGAUGGGCACCAUCUGCUCCAUCCCGUGCCCCCAAGGGAGGUACGGCUCGAGCUGCCUGGGGGAGUGCGAGUGUCACAACAACGGGCUGUGCGACCCGGUCACCGGGCGUUGCCAGUGCGCUCUGGGCUACACCGGAGAGCGGUGCCAGGAGGAGUGCCCCAUCGGCAAGUACGGCCAGGACUGCAGCCAGGCAUGCGACUGCACCAACGGGGGCCGCUGCUUCCACAUCAACGGGGCCUGCCUGUGCGAGGCCGGCUUCUACGGGCCGCGCUGCGAGGAGCGCAAGUGCCUGGACGGCCUCUACGGCUUGGCCUGCCACCUGCCCUGCCUCUGCAGCCCCCAGCACAGCCAAAGCUGCCACCCCAUGAGUGGAGAAUGCACCUGCAAACCGGGCUGGGCGGGCCUGCACUGCAACGAGACCUGCCCCCACGGAUACUACGGGGCCAACUGCCAGGAGCCCUGCCUCUGUCUGAACGGAGGGACGUGUGAUGGGGCCACGGGGCUCUGCCACUGCGCCCCGGGGUACACGGGGGCGCAUUGUUCCAGCUACUGUCCUGCCGACACCUACGGCGUGAACUGCUCCAUGCAGUGCGCCUGCAAGAACGCCUUCGCCUGCUCCCCCAUCGAUGGCACUUGCGUCUGCAAAGAAGGUUGGCACGGAGGGGAUUGUUCCAGCCCCUGCCCCGCCGGCACCUGGGGCCCCGGGUGCAACGAGACCUGCCGGUGCGCCAACGGCGCCGCCUGCAGCCCCGUCAGCGGGGCGUGCACCUGCGCUGCCGGCUGGCACGGCAGCAGGUGCCAGGAGCCGUGCGCGAACGGUGCCUACGGGCCCGGCUGCAGUAGUCAGUGUGACUGCAGCCACGUGGACGGCUGCUCCCCCGUCACGGGACAGUGCCACUGCCGGCCGGGAUGGACAGGGCCCCGCUGCAGCCUGGUCUGUGACGACGGCUUCUGGGGGCGGAACUGCAGCCAUCCCUGCGCCUGCAAGAACGGAGCCGUCUGCUCCUCAGAGGACGGGAGCUGCAGCUGCGCACCCGGGUACCGCGGCCCCGCCUGCCAGCGCCCCUGCCAGCCCGGGCGUUACGGCAAGAAGUGCGCGAUGCCCUGCCGAUGCUCCAACCACUCCACCUGCCACCACGUGGACGGCUCCUGCGACUGCUUUCCCGGGUGGACGGGCAGCGACUGCUCACAGCCCUGCCCGCCCGGCACGUGGGGAGAGGCCUGUGGCCGCACCUGCCAGUGCCCACACGGAGGCCGGUGCAGCACCGUGGAUGGGACCUGCUCUUGUCCGGCCGGCUUGACCGGCAGACACUGCUCGGAAGGCUGCCCCCUGGGGAGCUACGGGGAGAGCUGUGCCCAGGCAUGCGAGUGCCAGAACGAAGCUCCGUGCGACCCGGCGACCGGGAGAUGUCUGUGCUCCUCCGGGUACACCGGCGCCCACUGUGAAACCAGGAGCCCCGAGCACCCCUUCACCAUGGUGCCAGCUGUGCCGACGGGGUACAGCUCCCUGGGGGCGAUCAUUGGCAUCAUCGUCCUGGUGAUCCUGCUCGUGGCACUGCUGGUGUUUUUCCUGUGCUACCGGCACUGGCAGAAGGGCAAAGAGAACAGACACCUGGCCGUGGCCUACACCACGGGGCGGACGGACAGCUCGGAGUACGCGGUGCCAGACAUCCCACCUAGCCACACCCACUACUACUCCAAUCCGAGCUACCACACCCUGUCGCGGUGCGUGCCGACCUCCCCCGCCCCCAACAGCCAGGACAGGGCGAGCUCCCUCAAGGUGCCCUGCAACCAGCACUUCUCCAACAUAAAGAACGUGGCCUACGGGCCGGACUGUAAUGCCUCUCUGCCUGCCGACUGGAAGCACCACGGGGUGCCGGCGCUGAAGCUCCGCGAGCGGGGGGGCGGCCCCAUGGACCGCAGCUACAGCUACAGUAACAGCCUGGGGAAGUACUACAGCAACGACUACAUCAAGGAGGAGGCCCUGCGCGCCAGCAACAGCUCGCUGAACAGCGAGAACCCCUACGCCACCAUCAAGGACCUGCCCGAGCUCAUGGCCAAGCCCUCGGAGGGCAGCUACAUGGAGAUGAAAUCCCCCGCAAAGCGAGAAAUGUCCUACACCGAGAUCGGGCUCUUCGAGGAGCCAGCCGCCGGCUCCAGGGCAGAAGAGAGUUGCCCCCUGGGGGCAGAAGGUGUGUCUCCAGCAGCCCCCAGCUGCCCCCCCAACCAUUACGACUCCCCCAAAAACAGCCACAUCCCCAGUCACUACGACAUGCCACCUGUCCGGCACUACCCCCCAUCCCCGCCACUCCGGAGGCAGGACCGGUGAGGAGCCAUGGGGCGCUGUCUCUGUCCAUCCGUCCAUCCCCCCGCUCCUGUCUCUGUCGGCACUUCCCAGGGGAAGGUGGAGAACUGGCUCCGAAGCCCAGCGGGAGGAGAGCCGUGGCGGGACCAUGGAUGGCCAUUUACCGGCACCCCCCUGGAUUCACCCGGAGCCUCUUUGUCUUCGCUUGUACAAUGCAACAGCCGCUAAGGACUAUGGAAGGGGGGAGUUGGACCCCUUGCCCCAGCCGCUUGGGGUUGAAUACAGCUCAUCACCUUCCCCCAGGUGAGGGUUCAGAGUCUGAGAUGUUCACCUCCGGAUCCUGAGCCUCCCGCAUGCAGCAGGGAUGUGGAUCGUGGCGGGGUGGUGUGGCCUCAGCUUGCCCCAUGUUCGCCCCCCCAUCGGUGUUUGUCUUCAGGGUGGGGUCCCCAGUCAAGCCGUGGGCAGGUGUGUUCUGCCCCCAGGGCACGGCUUCGCACUGAGGGGAGGCCUGAUCCGGAGGAGAAGCCUGACGUGAACGGGACACCUCGGGGCUGGGGCGCAGAAUGGCAGGUGUUCCUGUGAGCCCCCCGAAAGGGACUGAGAACCCAGCAGGGCAGCUGCAGACGCUGGACCGCUGCGCCCUGCUGACACAGACUAAACACCCCAAGACUGGCCCCGCUGCAGCCCCGGGAGAGGCAUGGCUGGGAAGUGAGACGCCACCGAAUUCGGCUCCCAAUCCGGAUUCCAGCCUGUGGAGGGGGACUGGAUCUGGGCUUUUCGCUCGGCCUUGAUUUGCAUCUAGACUCAGCUUCCGAACGCCUGCCUGAUUUCAUCCGGCCCCCAGCCCCUGGAGAUGGGCCGUAGAGGACGUUUGCGCUGUUAGGGGAAGUUGGUAGCUCUGAACCCAAACUUCCCCCCCCCAUUCAACCCCCACCAGCGGUCCCACCACUGUGAAGCUGCUGAGGGUUCAGAGCCCCACUUCCCAUCCCAGCAUACACCCCCCCACACACACCUUGUGCAAUAUACCGGCCUAAUGGGUGUGAGCUGGGAUCUGUAGAGGUCGAUACGGCUCCAAUGUGCAUGUAAAUAAAGAUGUUUGUGUUGUUUUUAA